Closterium sp. Naga37s-1 is the source of this 981-nucleotide messenger RNA. The record is from the annotation of a GenBank genome assembly. Lineage: Eukaryota; Viridiplantae; Streptophyta; Zygnematophyceae; Desmidiales; Closteriaceae.
AUGGAGUUAGUCCAGGGGAUUAAAGGAGCUGGCGCGUUUGCUGCCAUGGGCGCACAUAUCCCCAAGGGCGUUCUCCUCAUCGGUCCCCCUGGCACGGGUAAAACGCUGCUAGCUCGCGUGGUGGCAGCAGAAGCAGACGUGCCGUUCUUCGCUGCGUCUGCGAGUGAAUUCGUGGAGAUGUUUGUUGGGAGAGGCGCGGCCCGCGUACGGGAGCUGUUCCGAGAGGCGAGGAAGGCCGCUCCGGCGAUAGUUUUCAUAGAUGAGAUAGACGCGGUGGGGGCGCGGCGUGGCGCGAGCAGCAACGACGAGCGGGACCAGACUCUCAACCAGCUGUUGACGGAGCUCGAUGGGUUUGAUUCGCCUGAUGAUGGGGUGCUGCUGCUGGCUGCGACUAACCGGCUUGACACGCUUGACCCGGCGCUGACUCGCUCGGGGAGGAUUUCGAGAAGGGUGAUGGUGCCUCUGCCGGAUGUGGAUGGGCGGAGGGAUAUUCUGAGAGUGCACAUGCGGAGGAUGCAGGAGCGGAUGAAGGGGAGGAGGAGCGGUGCGGGGGAGGGGCGAGGGGGGGGAAGCGUGGGAGGGAGUGUGAUGGGAGGUAGAGGCGGCAUUGGAAGAGUUGGAAGUGUGUGGGAUGUGCUGGGGGAGGAGGAAGAAGAGGAGGGGAUGAGGACAGUGGUGGCGAGGUAUUCAGAGGGGUUUUCAGGGGCGGAUCUGGAGAAUGUGGUGAAUGAAGCGGCAUGGCUUGCUGCCAGGAGUGGCGAGGCACGUGUGAGUCUGGACCAUUUCCUUGAUGCGGUGGAGCGUACGCGCAACGGCAUCGGCAUCACCGCCACCACCACUGGCCUUCGCAUGAAGCCCCGUGCCCGUGGCAGCAGCAGCAGCAGCAGCCCCGUGCUGGGGUUUCUAUCCCGUGCCCUUGGACCGUUGGCACAGCAGCAGGAGAAGGAUGUGCCUGCACGUGCCAUCUCACCCGGCAUUUGA